Brassica oleracea var. oleracea is the source of this 2514-nucleotide messenger RNA. RefSeq lists its product as uncharacterized. The coding region runs from base 1 to 2514 and encodes 837 amino acids. NCBI's taxonomy places the organism in Eukaryota, Viridiplantae, Streptophyta, Magnoliopsida, Brassicales, Brassicaceae. The record is from RefSeq and is a predicted model, not a curated record. The transcript has 4 exons.
AUGGGCAAUUUCAGUGAAAUCCUCUCUUCUACAGAGCAUUCCACAACCUCUAGAACUCGAAACCAAAGCGGUAUGAUAGCUUUUCAAGACACAGUUGCCGCGUGUAGUCUUACUGACCUGCCAUCUCUUGGCUUGAUGUUCACUUGGAUUAAUAACCAAUCUGAAAAUCAUGUAGCCAAGAAACUUGAUCGCGUUCUCGUCAAUGAUGCAUGGAUGAACCAGUUCUCUCAAUCAUACGCCAAGUUCGAGCCCUCUGGAAUAUCUGAUCAUACUCGGUCUAGAGUGUUUUUGGAAUCAGAGCCGGUGGGAAGAAAAUUACCUUUCAAGUUCUUCAAUUUCCUUGCGGAUCACCCUGACUUCCUUGCUUCAGUCUCUGACACUUGGAACCAAACUGAACCCAUCUACCACUCCCGAUCGGCCUUGUAUAUCUUCAGUAAAAAGUUGAAGCUUCUGAAGCCAAUUCUUCGCCAUCUCAACAAAACUAAGUUUGGUGAUAUCCCACGGAAAACAAAAGAAGCUUUUCAGAACUUGUGUGAAAAGCAAGCUCAGGCUUUAUCGGACCCGAGCUCCUCCUCAUUUGAUGCGGUCUCAGCGGCCACAGAAAACUGGAAUCACUGGGCAAGUAGAACCACGUUCAAUGUGAUCAGGCGUCUGGUCUUACUCUCUGGGGAUCCCUUCGACCAGUUCCUCAACACGAAUGUGGCAUCUACUCAUGAGGAUAAUGCAGAGAACCUUACGAACUUAAUCGAGUUUUGUUGUCCUGCUCAUACGGCUGAGUUACUGGUUCACCCGAUUUUUGAAGCAAAGAUCAGAAAUGUGCUCUUCUCCAUGCCGGUAAACAAAGCACCUGGACCGGACGGUUAUCCUGUUGAAUUCUAUAAAGUUGCAUGGCCUGUAAUCAGAAAAUAUUUCAUUACUGCGGUACAAUCUUUCUUUCUUUAUGGUUUCCUACCGAAAGGAGUGAAUGCCACGAUCUUAACCCCCAUACCAAAGAUUCAAGGUGCAGAAACCAUGAAAGAUUUCAGGCCCAUCUCUUGCUGCAUCAUUCUCUACAAGGUUGUAUCCAAGGUCUUGGCCAGACGUUUGAAGGUCUUACUCCCAGAGCUUAUAGAACCAAACCAGUGUGCUUUUGUGAAAGGGAGACUCUUGCUGGAAAAUGUACUCAUGGCCACUGAACUCAUCAAGAACUACCGCAAAGACUUGAUUGGAUCUCGCAGCGUCUUGAAACUGGACAUAUCAAAAGCCUUUGAUACGGUCAAAUGGUCAUUUAUUGAGGACACGCUUAGAGCAAUGCAUAUUCCAGAGCAAUUUAUUCACGGGAUCCAUGUAUGCCUCUCUACUGGUGCAUUUUCAGUAUCAGUCAAUGGUGAACUAGAGGGAUUCUUUCCUAGUGCGAGGGGUCUGAGACAAGGUUGUGCCCUAUCUCCGUAUCUAUUUUUUAUAGCCAUUAAUGUGCCCUCUCUGGCGUUUAACAAAUCUGCUGCUUCAGGAAGCAUUGGUUACCACCCUACUUGCUCUCAAAUCAACCUCACUCACUUGAGUUUCGCGGACGAUAUCAUGGUUUUCACUAAUGGUGAGCCUAGCUCCUUACAAGGCAUUUUCUCUGUUCUGAACGAGUUUGAAAGCUGGUUACCAAAGCGUUGUCUUGAAACCAUUGAGAGAAUGUGUAGCUCUUUCCUUUGGUCUGGUACGCCUAACUCUAUAGGGAAAGCCAAAGUGGCAUGGGAUGAAGUUUGUAUGCCUAAGGAAGAGGCAGGUUUGGGAAUUCGCAGGCUGGUUGAUUCAUCAAAAGUUUUGGUUUUGAGUUUGAUAUGGCGCCUUAUCACUAACUCAAGCUCACUUUGGGUUGCUUGGACUCGCACAAACCUGUUACGUAAUCGAUGUUUCUGGAAUGUUAAGGACACACAAUCAGGCUCUUGGAUCUGGCUUAAGCUUCUUAAGCUCCGCCAUCAAGCAGCUAUGUUCUUAAAGUCUGAAAUUGGCAACGGAAAGGGUACUUUAUUUUGGUUUAAUAAUUGGCUGAAUAUGGGGAAACUAAUUGACAUUGCAGGUGACUCGAGCACUAUGUUGUUGGGUAUUAGCAGAUAUGCCACAGUCGCCGACGCAACCUCGUCUGGGCAAUGGAACAUCAGAAGAUGUUGCACCUGUCACCUACGGGCGAUGAUAGCUGCCAUCAACUCUGUUCCACCCCCGGUAGAGGAUGCAGGCGGUGAUCGUGUUCUUUUGAAACAUGGAGAUGGCGACUACAAACCUUGGUUCUCAUCAUCCAGAACAUGGGAUCAGCUUCGAGUGCACCACAAUGCAGUGGAAUGGAGUAAAGUUACAUGGUUCUCAGAAGCAAUCCCACGGUUCUCGUUCAUAGCGUGGCUUGCCGUGCGAAACAGGCUUUCAACAGGUGAUCGAACUCGAGCAUGGGGGAGGUACAGGUUUGUAGGCUCUGUGGCCAGCCUGACGAACCCCGUGACCACCUUUUCUUUGCCUGCCCGUACUCCUAUACCGUCUGGACUGAUCUGA